AUGCUCGAGCAGUUUCCAGACGAACAAACCGCCAGGAAACACACCAAACGAAGCAACAUCAACAGCAAACACCCCCAGAAGAGAGUCCGGCGGAGGACUUCAUCCAUCUACAACAACAGCUUUACCACCCACGAAACGAGCCCACCUCCAUCCAGCCCAAUCCAAGCAACAACGCCUAGCAACACAAACAGCAACACCAAUAUGGCCGAGAAAGACGGGCAGAAAAAAUCCACAUUGCCGGCACUCCCCUUCCCUUUCUCAUUCUCAAGGUCAACGAUUCCUCAGGAAAGGAGAAUACCCCUUCUACGCGCACGGGACAAGUCGAAAGCUUUCGCUAACAAAGUAGUAACCCUCAUCAAAGUCGGCGCAAACCCUUGUAAUACAUCUCAUCUGGCCUUCGUCUCCCCAGCCUCCCAACAAUUUGCACUCGCACAGGUCGCUUCGGCCUUCAAUCAAGAAUCCGCGAGUAAUACGUCGUUCACGAAAUACAAGGAUGAUCUCAAACUACUAAAUGGUGAAGAUAACCAAACUCGACUCCAAAUCCAACAGGUCCGUGGACGGAACCAACUUUCCGCAUCCACCACCGCACGCACGAAAGACUUUCAAAGCAGCAUACUACAAACAGCCAAUGCGACCCUAGAAACGCCUCGGCCACCGGAACCUGCUUUACCUGCCUUCGAUUAUCUUCAGGCACGGAAAAAAGAGUUGGAUGAAACAUUUGGUCUAGUCAAGAAGCAGAAGGCGCGCAAAUGGCGGAAAGCAUUGGAUGAUGAAAAACAAGCAUAUGUACAAAAAAUUUUACAACAGCCUGGACAGAUAUCUGAUUUGCCAGGCGCUAAUUGCGAAGCCCGUGAUAUCCGGAAACUACGUCCCCGACAAUGGAUCAACGACGAGAUUGUGACGUUCUAUACGGUGUUGAUAAACAACCGCUCGCUCGCAUACGAAAAGCACCCCGAAGAAUUUCCCGACCAGGAGCGAUUCCUGAGAGUACAUUGCUUCAACAGUUUUUUUAUGGGCAAGUAUGAUAAAGAUGGAUACGAUGGUGUGAAACGGUGGUCGAAAAAGACCGAUUUGCUGCAGAAAGACGUGAUUAUCUUCCCAAUCAAUAUCAAGAAUGCCCAUUGGACAUGUGCGGCGAUAAAUCUGCGGUGUAAACGGUUCGAGUACUUUGACAGUAUGAGCAACCCCAAUCAAUCCGUCCUGGCUAAUUUGAGAGAUUAUAUCGUCAAUGAAGCUCUUGCCAAAAAGAAAAUUACACUCGAUGUCUCUGAUUGGCCGGAUUGCUUCUACGAGGACAUACCGCAACAAAACAACUCGUUUGAUUGCGGGAUCUUCGUCUGUCAAUUCAUGGACUGUCUGAGUCGGGACUGGUCAACGACCCAGAAGACCACUCGGCCGCCCAACCAAUCCGCAAUUACCGACCUUCCUCCAAGCAAAGAAAGAGAAACGCUGUUCGAUUUCGGGCAAGAAAAUAUGGAGUACAUCCGCUCUAAAAUGAUCUAUGAGAUCGCUUCCAAAAGAUUCUUGGACGAGGAAUGGGCCUAA
This is a messenger RNA of Puccinia triticina, 1545 nucleotides long. RefSeq lists its product as uncharacterized. NCBI's taxonomy places the organism in Eukaryota, Fungi, Basidiomycota, Pucciniomycetes, Pucciniales, Pucciniaceae. The coding region runs from base 1 to 1545 and encodes 514 amino acids. Gene Ontology annotation, biological process: protein desumoylation. The transcript has 10 exons. Gene Ontology annotation, cellular component: nucleus. The record is from RefSeq and is a predicted model, not a curated record. Gene Ontology annotation, molecular function: deSUMOylase activity.